Malaclemys terrapin pileata is the source of this 681-nucleotide messenger RNA. RefSeq names its product tubulin polymerization-promoting protein family member 2-like. Gene Ontology annotation, biological process: microtubule polymerization; positive regulation of protein polymerization; microtubule bundle formation. The record is from RefSeq and is a predicted model, not a curated record. Lineage: Eukaryota; Metazoa; Chordata; Testudines; Emydidae. Gene Ontology annotation, cellular component: microtubule. Gene Ontology annotation, molecular function: tubulin binding.
AUGUGGUUAAACUCAUCUCUUUCCCUGGGCCAAAUUCCAGUUAUAGCUGAUUUGGCUCCCUGUCUGUGGAAGUGCAUAGUUUUAAACUGCCUUCCUCCGGCCAACCUUAAACAGAGAGUAUUACACAGAUCUCAAGCACUUUUCUCUCAGGACAUCUCAAACCAGGGCCCGAAGAUGUCAGAGUUAGAGAAAGCCUUCCGUAAAUUUGCCACGUACGGUGACACGGCUGCCACUGGCAACGAUAUGACGGGCAAGAACUUCUCCAAGAUGUUGAAGGAUUGUGGUGUGAUGGACGGGAAGGCCGUGACCAGCACCGAUGUUGAUAUUGUGUUCAACAAAGUCAAGACCAAAGGCGCUCGCACUAUCAACUUUGCUGAGUUCCAGCAGGCCAUGAAGGAGCUGUGUGGCAAGCGGUUCAAGGGCAAGUCUCCUGAGGAGGCCCUGCAGGCUGUGUAUGCACUGAUGGAGGGCAAGGAACCAGCCAACGUGGGUGUAACAAAAACCACCACAGCUGGUGGGGUUGAUAGACUGACAGACACCAGCAAAUACACAGGCUCCCACAAGGAACGGUUUGAUGAGAGCGGCAAGGGGAAAGGGAUAGCUGGCCGUGAAGACAUGACCGAUGGCAGUGGCUAUGUUGGGGCCUACAAGGGAGCUGGCACCUAUGACAAGACACACUAG